CUUCUGCUUCUCACGUGGUAAGUUCAGAAUUAUAUAUGUUUUCUUCUUGCUUACCUUUGGGCCUUUAAAACCCCACCCUUUCCCUCCUCCUCCUCCUCCCACCGAGACACACAUGUGCAGUGCCUGUGUGUAAACGAAUCUGUGAGAGAGAUGGCACUAGAAGCUGUGGUUUUCCCUCAAGACCUCUUCAGCUAUGCUUUCAAGGAGUGGUGCGCCAACACCGGAAGUGGAGGAGCAUGGGAGGAGAAAAGUAUGGUGUUAGAAUGUGAGAUGGCUGGAGGUGGAGGCGGAGGUGGGACCUGGGACCCAACCUGCUCCUCCUUGGCACGGAAUCUCCAGGAUUGGAAUGUGAAUUCCUCGACGCCGACAGCAGCCGGUGCGCCCGCCGGGGCGGGGGGCCGGAGAAAGAGGCGGCGUACGAAGAGCAUCAAGAACAAAGAGGAGGUGGAGAGCCAGAGGAUGACCCACAUUGCCGUGGAGCGCAACCGCCGGCGACAAAUGAAUGAAUACCUCGCUGUGCUCCGUUCUCUGAUGCCGGCUUCCUAUGUCCAAAGGGGUGAUCAAGCAUCGAUCGUCGCCGGCGCGAUCAACUAUGUCAAAGAACUUGAGCAGCUCCUUCAAUCACUGGAAGUCCAGAAACGGAUCAAGCAACAAGCGGAUGCAGCCGGCGUUGCCGCCGCCUUUGCCGACUUCUUCAGCUUCCCCCAGUACUCCUCUUACUCACCCAGUGGCGGCACCACCGCCGGAAACGGUAGUGGCAUAAUUGACCAUGAUAGUAUCUUCCGAAACACCGAGGAGAUCGAAGACGACGAAGCAGCCGCCGCAAACAUCGAGGUGACGAUGGUGGACAGCCACGCAAACCUCAAAGUGCUCACGAGGCGGCGGCCGAAGCAGCUGCUCAAGCUGGUGGCCGGGCUGCAGAGCUCGCGGCUCCUGCCGCUGCACCUCAACGUCACCUCCGUCGACCAGAUGGCCAUGUACUCCUUCAGUCUCAAGGUGGAAGAUGACCGUCACCACACGUCGGUGGACGAGAUUGCAGCAACAGUGCAUCAAAUGUUAGGCAGGAUUCAGGAGGAGGCAAAACUGUAGAAUCUCUGUUGUCUUCUUGUAGCAUGGAAAAGGGUGUUGAUUGCAUGAAAUAAUCUGGCCUUGUGAUGUGCAGCAGCAGAAACUCCUGUUCACCAUGAGAUCUGCUAUUGAUGAUAGCCUGAGUAUGCUCUCUGUUUGGCCAAAAAUAUAUCUUCGACAGUCUCACUGAGAACACCCAACACAACGAGAACUCGGUCAAAGGCUGUGAAACAGAGGAUCUUUGCAUCUGAACAUAAGCUUUUAGAAUUUUCCUUGGAUUGUUUUUCCUUCAAUGUAUCUGCUUUUGAUUUCUGAGCUGCCACCAAAACCACAUCAGAUCCAAUUAUCUACCUUAUUGGUUAAUUUUUCUAGCUACAUAGAUUCACAUAAAAUCCUAAGAAACAAAUUAACUUAGGUACUCAACCAGAAUGUUAGAAUGAUCUUAGCAACUAUAUUACAACACAACACUAGAGGAAUCUUUCAGGAGCUCGAAAGUCUCUCCAUGUGCUGGAAGCAUAUGGAGAAGAUGGAUGGCCAUAAAUUACAUAACCAAAGACAGUUACAUGCUUCAGUGGCAUUCAGAAGGCGGAUAAAAGAAGAUACAUAGUUUUAGACAAGUUUCAGAAAGAUGAUAGUACCAAUUUCAGCAGUCUCUGGUCAUGUGGAUUUUUCCUUUCUUUUGUUUGAUGCAAGGACAAUCGCAAAGGGGCUGAAGCAAUGAUUCAAAGGUGAAGAAACCUACAAGACAUUUCACAUCAUGUAAGUGUUUAAAGCUAUAAAAGAGUACUGCAACAAAAUAUUUGCCCAA
Messenger RNA from Musa acuminata AAA Group (dessert banana), 1876 nucleotides. Its product is annotated as transcription factor bHLH96-like. The transcript is spliced from 3 exons. NCBI's taxonomy places the organism in Eukaryota, Viridiplantae, Streptophyta, Magnoliopsida, Zingiberales, Musaceae. The record is from RefSeq and is a predicted model, not a curated record. The coding region runs from base 151 to 1089 and encodes 312 amino acids. Gene Ontology annotation, molecular function: DNA-binding transcription factor activity, RNA polymerase II-specific; protein dimerization activity; RNA polymerase II cis-regulatory region sequence-specific DNA binding. Gene Ontology annotation, biological process: regulation of transcription by RNA polymerase II.